ACGACCAGUGCGCGACGGACUCGGCGGUAGCAAGGAGGCGUGCUGAUGACGUCAUCCUUAUAAAAGUAGCGACCCGCCCAGUUUUCCGCCAUUCUGGGAUUUUCUUUGAGAUUUGCUUUGAGUUAACACAAGGACGCAGACCGAACAGACGACAGAAUAUCAUCUUGAUCAUUUUUUUUUCUUCACCAGCGACGGACAUUUUGAUUCCACUUUACUUUCUUGUUCAAGAAGAAAAGCUGCAUAAAACCCGCCCAUUAAACAAAGCAAAUUUUUUCCUUUACAAAAGUUUGCUUUAUACAGCCAUGACAGUUUUCUCUUUUAAACUGUUAUAAAAGCAAUCAAAAUUCGUGUUGCUAUAAAGCACAGUUAUAAAAAAACAACCUGGGCGCUGAGGAGAAAAGUUUUUGAUAGGUCAUAAACCAUGGGGACAGGACCUGUGGACCCAAGAGAACUUCUUAAAGCUCUUGACUGCUUCUUGGGCAAGGAAGGAGAAAUCAAGUCUGCAGAGGGAGUCUCUAAAAUCUUCAACUUAAUGAAAGGCUCUCAGAAGAUGGUCAGCAGAUGUAUUUAUCUCAAUAUACUGCUGCAAACUAAGUCACAAGAUCAUCUUAACAAGUUUAUAAGAGUCGGUGGUUAUAAACUGUUAAAUGCCUGGUUAACCUACGCUAAAUCAACAAACAAUGCACCUCUUAUGCAGCUGAUAUUACAGACGUUGCAGAUGUUGCCGCUUUCUGUUGACCAUCUCAAACAGAAUAAUACAGCCAAGUUGGUGAAACAACUGAGUAAAACUGGAGAAAAUGAAGAGCUCAGAAAGCUAGCAGCUAUGCUGGUUGAUGGAUGGAUGGCAAUUAUACGUUCCCAGAGUGCCACGGCAGCAGCAUCCAAUCCACAUACAGAUAAGAAGAAGAAAAAGGAAGAAUCUAAAGUAAAAAUAGUAGAAAAAGUGGAGACAAAAAUGGAAGAUGCCAACAAAAAAGAUAAGCCAAAGACAGUGAGAACAACGGCACCAAGCCAUGCGAAGUUUAGGUCUACAGGACUGGAACUGGAAACACCUCCUCCAGUUUUAAUAAAAAAGAUUCAGCCCCCGCCAAUUCAGCUAGGUGACAAAUAUAAAGUAGCUCCACUAAAAAGGCAAAGCUCUGCUCCAGUUGAGACACCUCCAAUAGAAAAGAAAUACAAACCUCUCAACACUACUCCAAAUUCCACUAAGGAAGUUAAAGUUAAGAUCAUCCCACCACAGCCAAUGGAAUGCAGUGGCUUUUUGGAUGCUUUGAAUUCAGCUCCAGUUCCAGGAAUAAAGAUUAAAAAGAAGAAGAAAGUGGUGUCUCCAACUACGCAGAAGCCUUGUCCAUUUGAGACCAAAAUGCCACAGGAUCCCAGUCCUGUAAAGCCACCUUCUCCAGUUGAGGUCAUGGACAUAGAUCAGCCAGGCACUCCAGUUCCAGCAGUGGAGGUACCAGAGCCCAUGGAUAUUGUUCCUGAUGAGACAAAAGCACUACCAGAGGCACGUAAAGAAGAUAACACUACGUCAAUUCAGAAAUCAAAGAAGAAAAAGACAGUACAUUGGGCAGAAGAGCUUACUCUGCGGCAGUACUACUAUUUUGAGUUGGAUGAGACAGAGAGAGUUAAUGUCAACAAAAUCAAGGACUUUGGUGAAGCUGCCAAACAAGAGAUGAUGAAGGAUCGUCGAGCCUUUGAAACAGCACGGCGACUGUCUCAUGAUGCUAUGGAGGAGAAGGUGGCUUGGAGUUGUCCACGUCCUCUUUCAAUUCCUGAGAGCCUUGUUGUUCCUGGUAGUGGAAGUGAAGAGAAGUUAAUACAGCAGGAAAGGGAAAAGGGGAUCCUCCAAGAGAUCUUCCUGUAUAAAGAAAGUGUCCCAGACAGCCCCCAUGAGCCUGAUUCAGAAGCAUAUGAGCCAAUACCACCAAAGCUUAUCCCCUUGGAUGAGGAUUCUACAUUCAUGGAUGAUGGAUAUAUGGACCCUGUGGAUCCAGCUGCCCCUUCUCAGUCUCCAGAUAAUUCAACAGCAAAGCUACCACCCAUUCUUGCUAAUCUUAUGGGCAGCAUGGGAGCUGGCAGGAGCCCUCAGCAGCAAAAUGCUGGAAGUACACCACCAGUCAAUGUUCAAGAGCUCCUCUCCACUAUAAUGGGAGCCCAGGGGAAUCAGAAGACAGAAGACCUAAUAAAGCAGCCUGACUUUUCUGAUAAAAUCAAGCAGCUUCUAGGAUCUCUACAGAAUCAGAACCAAAGCCAAACUCAGGGUUCUGGGACAGCAAAUUCAGGACUGCUAGGACCUGGGCCAGGUGCUAACGGAAGCUUUCCUCCUACUCCAAAGAAUGGUCCUCAUUUUUCACAUGGUACACAACGUUCACAUUAUCAGGGGCCUCAUGGUGGGGGCAGUGGGAGUGACGGAGGACCUCCUGGAGUGCCACGAAUGAUUGGACCACCACCUAACCAGCAACGUGGUGAUGGUUACUGGGAUCAGCCAUGCGAGUCUAUGAGGGGAGGACCCCAUGGCAUGAGAGGUGGCCCUUACCAUCGUGGGAGAGGGGGAAGAGGUGGAGAGCCAAACUUCAGAGGGCGACAGAGCCGGGGAGGUGGUGGCAAUGGUGGACCACCAAGGGGUGGAGGGCCCAACAACCAACAUAUUGCAGAUAUGUCAAUGCGUCCAGUAUGCCGUCAUUUCAUGAUGAAGGGCAGCUGUCGUUAUGAGAGCAACUGUGCGUUUUACCAUCCAGGAGUGAAUGGACCACCUCUAUGAAUGUUUGUGGGCUUCGUAUGAACUUUGGGCCUAAGAACGUAGCACCUGUCUGAACUUUAAUUUCUGAUGCUGCUGCAGUGAUUGAGCAUCCAUCCAUGCCUUAAUGUCGGACUCAUCAUUAGUGGUGCAGCUAACAUUCUUAGUGGGGCUGUUCUUUUAUCAUUUCAACAUUAUGAUGGUCUUUUUUGAACAGCUUGACCAAAUCAAGAUCUUUUUGUGUAUAUUCACUAAAAUUCCCAUAGAAAUAGGAGUUCAUUUUCCAGAUUGAAUGAGGGAUUACAAAUGACACUGAAUGUCAGCUGUGUAUAUCCACUGUGAAAUGCAUAUUUUUCUGCCUUUCUUUUUAAUAUUUCUAAUGAGAUGACCACAUUUUUAAUUGAAAGCAAAAAAAAAGUCUUUGUAGUUAAAACGUGAGGUGACUUUUGCGAUUUUCAAAGUGGAUCUACACAAUAUUUUAAAGUAUUGUUCAACAAUAGUAUACUUUUUAUAGUAUAUGGCUCCAGAUUUCUCCAUUCAAAUAGAAAAAUGAUUUCUUACAAAAAAAGUUAGUAGUUUUUGUUUGUUUGUCAGAAACAGUUAACAGAAAGUUAACUUGAUAUGAAUGUUGGUAAUUACAUAAAUUACCUUUUUUAGCCAACCUACUUGGAGGGGGAAGCAUUUCUGCCACAUUUAUAGGUGAGGUUUUUGAACUGUCCUACCACUGUGCAGCAGCAGCACAACAUAAUUAAGCUGACUUUUUAAUGAAAGCAGACUACAGUAUUACACAUUUGAAAUAUUUAUUUGCUCUGUGUAUAUUUUUGAUGUAUAUAUUGUGUAUAGACCUGUGUUUAAAAAUAACACUUUUUGUUUUACAUAAAGGUAUUUGACCACUAAGCCAGUAAGUUCUGGUGUUCAGGUUUACGCAGACAUUCAAGUGCUGUGUGCAUAAAAAGUUGCUGGGCUGUCAGUGUUCUCCGAACAAGUCUUGAAAUGUCUUUGGACCCGCACAUUCAAUGGUGGCUUAAGUGCUUCUGCUGAUCGUGAUCCAGUUU
This is a messenger RNA of Erpetoichthys calabaricus (reedfish), 3792 nucleotides long. It is a transcript of the gene ppp1r10, whose product is annotated as protein phosphatase 1, regulatory subunit 10. Lineage: Eukaryota; Metazoa; Chordata; Cladistia; Polypteriformes; Polypteridae. Gene Ontology annotation, cellular component: nucleus. Gene Ontology annotation, molecular function: metal ion binding. The record is from RefSeq and is a predicted model, not a curated record. The coding region runs from base 422 to 2761 and encodes 779 amino acids. The transcript is spliced from 19 exons.